AAUCCAAUCUGACGCUGCGAGAGAGUCUGAGACUCACAGCAUGAGCCAACAGACAGGUUGCGCUGAAGUGUCGGAGGAUAUAUACGUCGAUGUCGUCUUUCAUGCGUCCUCGCAGAAAAUGAAGCAGAGGGCGUGACUUUGAGGUUGAAUAUUGAAAAGUGACGUCGCCGGCCCUCAUGCAUCUCCAGCAUGAUGACAGAUGCGACCGCGAAUGACAAAUGGUCCUCAGACAGAUCCUGCGAUAUUUUGAGUUCAUGCGUGUUCAUCUAUGAAACAGCGAGGUAAAGUCGCCGGUGCGAGGCUUGCGCCCGCCGAGCUUGGUGGCGCUUGAUCCGACAUGUGCCGCCAUCGUCUCAGCUGGCAUCCCACCAGCCUCAUCCUCGCCUCUGUUCUUUUUCACUCCAUACUCCUCCUACCGGAAUGUCUUUUUCAAAAUAUACUGGCUCCUACACGUCAAAUUGGCAGCGUACAAUACCCAGUGGCACCACGCUUACCAUAGUUAUCGCGCAUGUCACCACUCUCGAGUUCGAGUACGAGGCGUCGGAUGGCUGAACCUGGUGGAUAAUUCGCGGAAGACGAUGGAGGAUGAGGUAGGAGAUAUGGUGUGGGGAGGUUUAUAGAAAUAUUUAAUAGGCUUAACGUGCCGUGCAAGGUACGCCGACUAUCGUCUGCCGCUGCCUGUAUGCAGCUCAUCCGUACCACUGUGUUUUAGUAGUUCAGCAUAUACAUGACCCUGCAAGUCAGUCCGCAGCAUCAGUUCUACAGUUCCCAGAACCCAAUCAACUCGUGGAACAAGAUUGCGGCUAGUGCCGACGAGCAUCUGACCAGUUGCGUUGACUGCAUGCGGCACAUCAUUCGCGCUGCGCGGCUUGUGUCUCACCCAGGCUGACCUUGUUCUACGAUGGCCCAAAGCGUUAUCGAGAAUGUUGCCACCGGAGAGUUGGUCGACUAUGUCGUUGCGCAUGGGCGUAGUCAAUACAGCGGCGCUGGCGGCCCAUCUGCAUGCGGGCUCGCCGCGAUGAAUUGCGCGAGAGUUGUCCUUCUCAAGGAACGCGCGGGCCUCCGCGGAGACGCACUCCUAGAGGAGAUGAUGAAGGAGUCCACAGCUGAUGAGGUGCUGAGCGUCUGUGAACACUGGUCGAGUGCUUCGCACCUUGACGUCGAAGAUAUUACGAAGUCACCCAUGUUUAAUCGGUCCUUAAACCUUCUAGUGGUAGAUUAUGGCCAAAGCCGCUACAGUGGCUUCGGGAGGCUGCUAGAGCGCCUCAAGAACGAGAGUAUCAGGCAGGGGGGAUCUUCCUGUGCGGUCAUCACUCGCCCGCCGGAGAUCAUUGCCUGCUUCUGCAUCUACCAUCCCAAGGGAGAGUUCUACGUCAUAUUCGAUUCUCAUCCACGUCCAGACGUUCAUCCAGAUAGUGCGGCGUUCAUAUUCAACAAGUCGGCCUAUGCCACAGCGAGGUACCUGUCGAACUUACUCAGUUACGAUUCCUCUCUCGUCGCGGACCGGGGCUUCGAAUGGCAGGCUCAGCUGCUAGGCAAUUUCUCGGGGCAUCUAUUCGUCGCGCGGACUGACUCAGCGCAAGAAGGGGCGGAAUACUGGACCAACGCAACCAUGGAAGCAAGUCUCGAGAGUCUCGCACUUCAUGCUGACCAGGCGCAGCUAAAGGCCGAGAACGAGUCGUUGAAAGCGGAUAUCGUGCGGUUACGAGAUCAGCUGACCAUGCUCCAGAGGCCCCAACGUGCACAAAGUGUCUGGUGGGAGGCGAAAAGGUCGUAUCCUGCAGCACAUCCUGGCGGCCCGCAGUCUGCGAAGCGAGAUAGUCUCAUCUCCUCGCUCGUUCAUCGGAGCAGCAGCGCCAUCACUGUCGCUCGAUCAUACGCUUCCUCUCUAUCUCUUUCGCCGUCCCAGCCACAGCCAAAAGACUACGACGCGGCCUUAGCCGUCGCUUGGACGCCCAGUCGCCAACAACCCCUCGUUAUCAAGCCCCCAUCCACGGACCCAGGCUGUUAUCCUAACGAGGACGGGAAAGCGCGCGAGUCGAACAGCCGGUAUGCCGACAAUAUGGACGACCUCGUAUUCGCGCUUGCGCAACAGCGAAUGUACGAUGAAGAGCUUCAUUCGGUGCAAAAUUUCACAUGCAACAUCUGCUUAGACAAGCACUCCGUUGAAGACGUUGCUCAAGUCGAUGGUUGCGGACAUAUGUUCUGUCGAGACUGCAUCCGAAGUCACAUCUCGUCCCAGAUCGCACAACAUCUGUAUCCCAUCGUCUGUCCCCUGUGUAGCGCGACAAAGAGCGAACGAGACCCUACAGUGCUCAGCAAUGAGUUUGUGCAGCAAACUGGGCUGUCUGAGGAGGAGUUCGCCACUUUUGUGGAGCUGGAGAUGGCAUCGUUCUCAAUUCUAAUGCAUUGUCGAGGCUGUGACAAGUCGUUCUUCGUGGUCAGAGACGAGCUCGACAGCGUUGCCGUCAUCACAUGUCCUCUCCCUGGAUGCGGAAAGUCCUGGUGCAAGGCAUGUAGUCAGAUCAUCGACAGCAUAGGCCAGACGCAUACUUGUGAUGGCACGGCGGAGUUCCAGCGGUUAAUGGGAACCCAAGGAUGGAAGUACUGUCCAGGUUGCCAAACGCCCGCAGAGAAGAUAGAAGGGUGUAAUCAUCUUAGGUGCACGUCUCCAGGCUGCUACACGCACUUCUGUUACGUGUGUGGCAUGGCUAUCAUCAGGUCCAUCAAGUCAGCGGAGAUUGAACGAGCGGUGGCUACGCACUACCAGGGUUGCCAACUGUUCGAAAUCAUACCUGAUGUUAGUGUCCCGCCGUAGCUCUUCAUAUAACUCUGCAACGCAAUGCAAGACCGGAGCACAAUAUAUAUUCAUUCCAUUGCAACUCAGCUUGCUACCUCGACAUUGACCUGGAAUGCGGAGAUUUUAUCAACAAUCGACCAAAGAGCUCAGUAAGUUUGCGCACAUACUCUGAUAGUUCGACCGAACGUUGGCGUCCGAGCAUUACACCAUAGGAUGACGCCCCAGCUAUCUAACGUUAAUCUUUCCAAUCCUCGAACCUCAGUCCCAUGAUAAUUCCUGGGGCCUUCGGCAUCUCCUUGAAUCCAACCCUGGCAUAGAACUUCUUCGCCUCCGCGUUUCUGGGGUCCAGCCCGAGGAAAACCGCGUCUAGCCCCUUCUCGUCCCUCAAGGACCGCACCACCUCACCGAUGAGCCUCUUUCCCCAUCCUUGGCGCUGGUAUGCGGGCAAGACAUUGAUGUGCAAGUGUGCCGGGCUGAACGCGAUGCAUAUAUCCGACUCGGCGCUAGUGCUGUGAACACGCGCGAUGUACCGCUCGUCGUCCGGCGUGAAGCUGCGCGGCGUGGCGUCGGACUGCAGCUUGUCAGUGGGGGGCGGAUACUUCGCUCGGUACGGCGGGAGCCACGUCUCCUGCAUGCCGCACUCAAAUGCGCGCGUGUCCCACGUACUCAGGCAGUACCCCACGAUCUCCCCCGUCCCGCCCUUGUUCGGGUCGACGAGCACGAAGCCGAGGCCCGUGGGGAGAUGCACGUACGGCCCCGCGAAUAUCAGCCCCGGAAGUUCUCUGCACGAGUGCAAACCCUCGGCGGACUUGCCGGCGUCCGCGGUAGCGAGGCAGAUGUAGGACAGCGCGGGAGCGUCAUCGCGCGUUGCGCGUCGGAUGUAUGGCGCAGUGGACUUUGGCGGAGACGAGUCAGCUACCAUGCUGGCGUUGCGGAGGACUUCGUGAAGGUCGUGCGCGAAUGCUUCACAUAAGUACCCGUGCACUAGUGCACAUAUGUAGGUUGGCACGUACAGUAUCGAUCAUUAUCGAUUAUCAGCUGACAUAGGCGGACGAGCACUGCGGGUAAACAUCGGAAAAAGUGCGAGCCCACUUGGAUCUACGAUGCAGGCCUGCUAAGCUUCUGUAGUUCACGCUCAGGGAUAACGCGAGGGUAUAAAUUAGGGCAACCAACGGGUGACGGUGCGGUAAGUCUAGUCUAAAUAUCAGGUACCCAAAGCGUCUUAAUUUGAGAUCUCAAAGUGGCUAGACCCAUACAUAUAUUCUGAAGCCAAAAUGUGAUUCAUACAAAAAGGCGAAACGAGACUUACCGUUACACAAGUGAGUAGUAACCCCAUGUUCAUUCAUCGUCACAGUCCAUAGUCAAGUGCGAGUCGAGCGACUCGGACUUCGAAGGCGGGGUCUGUGUCAGCUUGCGCAGAAUGGCAUUGACCUCCUGCCAGUCCGAGGUCUCCUGGUCCCACGCGACGCUCGUCCCGUCGUGUAUAUUCCGCAGGUUCGGAAACAGGCCGUGCAAGACCUGUGCCGCGACGGAGUGGUUGCUCACGGGUGUGCUCCGUGCGCCAAUGUUCAGUUUCCGCAGCGCCAGGCCCACGCUCCGGUCGUGCGCGCACGCCGCCUCGAGCACGGGCAUGUCAAAGCGUGUCGUAUCGAGGCUGAUUGAGAGCCCUGCGAGAUGCGGGCAGUGGUCGCGCAACGCGAGGAGGGCGCUCAUCGUCAUCCGCGCCGGCGCGAGCUGCACGCCACGGGGCGCCCACGAGCCCUGCACAAUCGUCAGCGAGCGCAGCUGUGGCCACGCUUCGGCCAUCGCGAUGACGCCGCUGUCUUCGAGGUCUGUCUCAAACCGCGCACCAUCGAGCGCAUUGAGGCUCAGGUUCUGCAGGUUGUUGAGGGAGAAGAGCAUCGAUAUCGUUCGGGUAUUGAUGCUGCUCUGUCCAUGUGGUACUGGCGAAAAUAUACUGGUCGACGCCGACGCAACACAGACAGUCAGCUCCCGGAUGCAUCGUUGUUGGGCGAUAGCUUUGAAACACUUCUCGACGACGGAGUCGCUCUGCCACAUAACGCUGGUGAUGCGGAGCUUGUGUAAAGAGGGUGAUCCGAGCAAAUUAAGGAAGCCCGUAGCAAGAUCGAGCUGUUUGACAUCUAGGAAGAGUGUCUCCAGUGUGUGAAACCGAGGAGCAGCCGUCAGACUCUCGGAUGGGAAUGUAUUUUCUGUUGGGCUCAUGAAAAAGGCGAGGGAUAGGUGCUUGAGCGUAGGCAUGGCUGCCAAAUGUGCAAUGUGUUGUUUCUCCAGAGUCAUGGAUGUAGUGAAAUGCUGCAAGUGCUGCAGCUUGCCGAGUAAGGUACCGACUCCGUUACAGGGAUCAUGGUUUGGGUGCUCUCGCGAGUCGCGGAUGGAGAUGUGAUGAAGAUUGGGUGACGUAGAUGCAAGCAAUGGCAUAACUCUUGAAAGCUCCAAAGUAUCUAUCGGCGUGGUGCCAUCUGGACCACCGUCGCAGAAGAGAUGAAGCUCUUGUAGUGCCCGUCCGGCAAGGUAGGGGAAACAUUCUGUGACGUAGACCUUCCUGCGGUCGUAGUACUCGACGUGCAGCGCACGGAGACCUAAACAGAGCGGCCCUGGAGAGCCACCGGGGCGCCUGCGAACAUAUCGUGCAAACGCAGCCAAAGCUGCCCACGAUACGCGAUAGAGGGCCCCCGAUUCCGUAUAACGUUGGUAACUGAACGUGAGCUUUUGAACCCGAUUUGAAUAUGUAUGGAUCCUUUGCCAGUGUGCUGGCUGUGGGGUGCCCACUAAUUGCUGAUAUGAACGCGUC
This is a messenger RNA of Phanerochaete carnosa HHB-10118-sp, 5612 nucleotides long. RefSeq lists its product as uncharacterized. Gene Ontology annotation, molecular function: ubiquitin conjugating enzyme binding; ubiquitin protein ligase activity. Gene Ontology annotation, biological process: protein polyubiquitination; ubiquitin-dependent protein catabolic process; positive regulation of proteasomal ubiquitin-dependent protein catabolic process. The coding region runs from base 902 to 2818 and encodes 638 amino acids. The record is from RefSeq and is a predicted model, not a curated record. NCBI's taxonomy places the organism in Eukaryota, Fungi, Basidiomycota, Agaricomycetes, Polyporales, Phanerochaetaceae. The transcript has 8 exons. Gene Ontology annotation, cellular component: ubiquitin ligase complex; cytoplasm.